CAUCCUCUGUCUUUCCACUAUAAAUAAGAGACCCAGCCAGCCCAGGAUCUCUCAGCUCCUCUCUCCUGCUCUGCAUCUACCCACCUCCCUCUGAAUCACUAGCUACCCCUUCCCCCUUCUCUCUCUCUGUCUCUCUCUCUGUCUCUUUCUUGCUUGCAACGGUGAGGUAGAGCAAUGGCACGCAAGAAGAUCAGAGAGUACGACUCGAAGAGGCUGUUGAAGGAGCACUUCAAGAGGCUCGCCGGUUAUGAGCUCCCCAUCAAAUCUGCCCAAAUUACCGAAUCGACUGAUGUGAACGAGCUAGUGGAGAAGGAGCCAUGGCUCUCAUCAGAGAAGCUUGUCGUGAAGCCCGACAUGUUGUUUGGGAAGCGGGGGAAGAGUGGCCUCGUUGCCCUCAAUCUUGACUUAGCCCAAGUGGCUGUCUUUGUAAAGGAACGUCUCGGCAAUGAGGUCGAGAUGGGUGGGUGCAAAGGGCCUAUUACUACUUUUAUUGUUGAACCUUUCGUCCCUCACAAAGAGGAGUUUUACCUUAAUGUUGUCUCGGAGCGCCUCGGAAGCAGCAUAAGCUUCUCAGAAUGUGGUGGUAUCGAAAUUGAAGAGAAUUGGGACAAGGUCAAAACUAUUUUUAUUCCAACAGGUGCAUCUUUUACUUCUGAAGUGUGCGCUCCUCUCAUUGCUACCCUGCCCUUGGAGAUUCGGGGAGUGAUUGAGGAGUUCAUCAAGGCAGUUUUCGCUCUCUUUCAAGAUUUGGACUUCACGUUCUUGGAGAUGAACCCCUUCACAUUGGUUGAUGGGAAGCCUUAUCCUUUGGACAUGAGGGGCGAACUUGAUGACACUGCUGCUUUCAAGAACUUCAAGAAAUGGGGCAAGAUCGACUUCCCGAUGCCAUUUGGAAGGGUCAUGAGCCCCACAGAAACCUUUAUUCAUGGCCUGGAUGAAAAGACCAGUGCAUCUCUCAAGUUCACAGUUCUGAACCCAAAGGGCAGGAUUUGGACAAUGGUUGCUGGUGGUGGCGCUAGUGUUAUUUAUGCCGACACUGUUGGAGAUCUUGGGUAUGCCUCUGAGCUCGGUAACUAUGCAGAGUACAGUGGGGCCCCGAAUGAAGAGGAAGUCUUGCAGUACGCUCGAGUCGUUAUCGAUUGUGCAACUGCUGAUCCUGAUGGUCGUAAGCGGGCCCUUGUUAUUGGAGGAGGUAUAGCUAACUUCACUGAUGUUGCUGCUACAUUUAACGGCAUUAUCCGUGCCUUGAAGGAGAAGGAAUCAAAGCUUAAAGCUGCAAGGAUGCACAUCUACGUGAGGAGAGGAGGCCCCAACUACCAGAGAGGUCUCGCUAAGAUGCGUGCCCUUGGGGAGGAAAUUGGCAUCCCCAUCGAGGUUUACGGGCCGGAGGCCACCAUGACUGGAAUCUGCAAACAGGCGAUCGAGUGCAUCUCUGUUGCUGCAUGAGCUAGUUCGACAGAGUCAAAAGAAUCUAGUUUCCGUGUUUCCAGUUACUGUCUUUCAUUUUCCAAAUUGUUGGGUCGAAGAAAGAAACCAAUGGAAGUACCUCAGUGUCUUUAAAAUGUUGUAGCUUUUUAAUUUCUAAUUCCUGUAUGGUCGGGAUCAAGGUACGAGCAUGGUCCUGAGAACAAAAAUUCAUUGAUGUAAAGGCUGGUGAUGCUGUUCUCUACUUAAUAACAAAGAAUUUUGAUUCUGUGUAA
Punica granatum (pomegranate) is the source of this 1700-nucleotide messenger RNA. Lineage: Eukaryota; Viridiplantae; Streptophyta; Magnoliopsida; Myrtales; Lythraceae. The record is from RefSeq and is a predicted model, not a curated record.